GCCGUCUCCUCCUGGAUGUUAUACCAACGCAAACACGUCUCUGGCGGAGCGAGCGGCGUGCGCCCGGAUGUUUUGGAGGAGAAAAGCACUGGCUGUCCCUCCAACUAGUAGCGACCUCCUUCAUUCAGUAAGUUUGGAGGCUGAUGAAACUUUUUCUUGAAUGAGAACUGCGCCGCUGGCUGGCACAUCUGGACGCAGGAGGAGCUGUCAAGACCUGAUCCUGAUCCCCUCUCCCUUGAUUUUUCACCAAGUUUGAGACGGAAUAUUGGAAUUAGAUUGAACUAAACGCUACACUACAAAUUUUGCAAGUUUUUCUUUUUUUUUUCUUUUCUUUCUUUUUUUUUUUUUUUUUAUUUAAAAGGCGCAAAAUGGAUCACUUGCUGCUCAGACUGACAUGCAUCCUGGUGGUUAUCUGUCUCUUGGAUAAAAGGGUAGACUCCAAUGAAAUCUUGGGCCUGAAGCUUCCCAACAUCGAGCCGAUCCUGAAUGCCAACACGGUGUGUCUGACACUGCCAGGUUUGACACGGCGCCAGCUGGAGGUGUGCAUGCGCAACCCAGAUGUGACGGCUUCAGCGAUCCAGGGAAUCCAGAUUGCCAUCCACGAGUGCCAGCACCAAUUCAGAGGUCACCGCUGGAACUGCUCGAGUCUGGAGACCAGAAACAAAAUACCCUACGACAGCAUAGUCUUUAAAAGAGGUUUUAGAGAGAGCGCUUUUGCAUACGCCAUUGCAGCGGCAGGCGUGGUGCACGCAGUGGCCAACGCCUGCUCCAUGGGCAAGCUGAAGGCGUGCAGCUGCGACGAGAAGCGCCGCGGGGACGAAGAGGCCUUCCGCAUCAAACUGCACCGCCUGCAACUGGAGGCCAUCCACAGAGGGAAAGGCAUGGUGCACGGCGUCAUGGAGCACUUCCCCGCUGACCUGCCGGGGCCCCAGGACUCCUGGGAGUGGGGCGGCUGCAGCCCCGAUGUGGAAUUCGGAGAGAAGUUCUCGCGGGAUUUCUUAGACGCCCGUGAGACCUAUAAAGACAUCCACGCUCGAAUGAGGCUGCAUAACAACAGAGUGGGAAGACAGGUGGUGCUCGACCACAUGAGCAGGAAAUGCAAGUGCCACGGCACGUCGGGGAGCUGCCAGCUGAAGACCUGCUGGCAGGUCACUCCGGAGUUCCGGGUGGUGGGCUCCAUCCUCAAAGAGCGCUUCCACAUCGCCACGCUCAUCAAGGCUCACAACCGAAACACCGGGCAGCUGGACCACUCCCACAACAACCACCACCGGGAGCACAACCAUCACCACCACAACCACCACCACCAGCACAACCAUCACAGGGACCACAAUCACCACCACCAUCACCAUCACCCGCACCGGCGGCGGCCCAGCAUCAACGAGCUGGUCUAUUUUGAAAAGUCGCCAGAUUUUUGCGAGCGGGACCUGGGGUCAGACUCGGCGGGCACGCAGGGCCGGAUCUGCAACAAGACCAGCCCCGGCAUGGACAACUGCGAGAGCCUGUGCUGUGGGAGGGGUCACAACAUCCUGCAGCAGACGCGGAGCGAACGUUGCAACUGCAAGUUUCACUGGUGCUGCUAUGUGGUCUGUGAAGAGUGCAGGAUAACGGAGUGGGUCAGCGUUUGUAAAUGAAGAAAUGCACAACAACCAAAAAACUGAGUACAAACAAGCCAAGAAAAGAGAUGUUUUAAAGUCCAGACUAUCAGCUCCAAAAGUGGGGGAUAUGACUGUAAUAUACAUGCCCCAGUUCUUUUGAUUUUUGCUACGGACUGCAGUUUUUUUCUUUGCAGAAAACAUAGCAAGAGUGAUGCUCGGCAGCAGCUUCACCAGCAAGAAAGAGAGAUGUGUAUGUUGUAACGAGUGUGCAUGUGCAGCAUAUGUCAAAAAGUCGCCACGACUGCGGGACUCCCUGUUGAGACCACAGAUAUACUGGAGGAGCGUCCGAAAAAAAAAAAAAAAAAUGGAGUGACAGAUGGCUGCAGGACAUUCCAGCAAAGCACAGAGGGAGGAGGCUGUAAGCAGCAGGUUACGAACCAGGAAGAAGUCAGAGAGCAAAAUAAAUAUGCAUGAAACUAAAAAAUAAAAAAAAUAACAAAAAACAAAAACACAUACAAACACAUACAAUAAAAACCAAUGUUUUGAUAAUGCAUCCAUAAAUCCAUGCAGACCUUUCAUUUCAAGACUCAUACAGCACAGGGGUAACAUGGGACACCAUAUCUGAAGCACUUAAGGAUAUUUACCUUGGUCAACAAUCAUCCAGAGCUUCUUAUAUUUAUUUAGUGCAGCUACCAUGUUGUAUUCAGAACACACCGGGCUCAACAGACACAAGAUCAUACCAGUCAUUAUAAUACUGCCAGUUUUCCGCUGCCAAAAAUGAUUUGUAAAGUACACUUGCACACUUUAUUAAGAAUGUUGGAGUUUAGUUCAAGGACAGAGGGGACAUCAAGAAUUGCAUUAAGCUUUUUUUGUGUAAAGGAGACAACAGCAGCAACUAUGAAUCUAAGUCGCUCAAGCUAAAGUCAAUCAAAAGACUGAUCUUGAGGCCCUGAUUGCUGCUUCCUGGGAAUCCCCAUAUCAGCAGCCGAGAGCGUUUCCUUUCCUCUAAUGGAGGAUGUUGAGAUAAGAUUAACACAAUUGCGCUUCAAACAGUCUUAGAGUCAGUAGCACUCCUUAUCCACACGAUAGGAUUGAUAUUGUCAAAAUCAUAUUAAGACACAGCCUUGCACCACUGUUUUCCUCCCAUAACAGAGCACAUGGUUCGAACCGACGUAUUCCAAAAUGUUCCAUGUGUGGUCCGUGUUGCGUGUGGUACGUAAUGUAAUAGAAGACUGUCGAGAGUGCACGGUAAACCUUCAUUUAACAAGUGCAGUUUUCAACCCCGUCCGAACAGCACUGUAAAUAAAAAUGAAUAAUGCUGCGCGAACGCCAUCAUUAAUUUCAAAGUGCCUCGGGAAACUGAGUGCACAGCAACAGGCUCCAGUUCCUCACACUAUAAACAUCCCAAACUGUCAUCAAUCAAAGUGUUUCCUGUUUUGUGAUGCAAUGUACUGUGUGCAACACUGUAAGCUUCGUGUAAAAAUAUCCACACUCACCUUCCUUACACUCCUUUAACGCGUACAACAGGGAUCUUCUGAUGUCAGCUUUAAAGUAUAUAUAGUACAUAUAAAACACCGAUGUGGAUUAUUGCUUAUGUACAUUCAUAAGAUCAUAUGUGAUCUCAAGGAACGUGUAUGAGUCAGACUUCUUAUCAGACAGUGUAAUUUAUUUCAAGCAAAUGUAUUUCUGUGUUAAAAGCAGAGGGGG
Molecule: messenger RNA, 3302 nt
Organism: Salarias fasciatus (jewelled blenny)
Lineage: Eukaryota; Metazoa; Chordata; Actinopteri; Blenniiformes; Blenniidae
Gene: wnt10a
Product: wingless-type MMTV integration site family, member 10a
Exons: 4
Coding region: 369-1631 (420 amino acids)
Biological process (GO): neuron differentiation; multicellular organism development; canonical Wnt signaling pathway
Cellular component (GO): extracellular region
Molecular function (GO): cytokine activity; frizzled binding
Source: RefSeq, a predicted model, not a curated record